Molecule: messenger RNA, 1634 nt
Organism: Quercus lobata
Lineage: Eukaryota; Viridiplantae; Streptophyta; Magnoliopsida; Fagales; Fagaceae
Product: E3 ubiquitin-protein ligase SHPRH-like
Exons: 6
Coding region: 407-1480 (357 amino acids)
Molecular function (GO): ATP binding
Source: RefSeq, a predicted model, not a curated record
UUUUCUUGCUAAUCAUCUUUUUUGGAGUGUUAGGUCGUACCAUGCUAAAAUAAUUGUUGCAGAUAAUUUUAUAAUCUAUAUCAUUCACCUGCAGACUUAAUUUACUAUAGUGGGCUUGUUAUGAUUGGUUAUUUAAUUGUCAUAUCCUUGCACAUCAUUAUCAUUAUUUAUUCUUGAGUUGGUAUUAUAAUUCUGUAUCCCUAUAUAUGCAUUCUGAUAUCUUUGUAUGCUUCUGGACAGAAAAACCAUUUGUCUGGCUUCCACAAACCUUAUUUGAAGCUAUCUUUUGACACGGUUCAACAAUUAAUUGAUGUGAAGAGUGACCUAUUGCAUGUCGUUCAAAGAAACCAGGAAAAAUUUGAUGCUGCAGAAGCAUAUGAGUCCAUUAUAGCAGGGAAAAGAUGAGAUGGGUUUGGGAAAAACAGUUGAAUUGCUUGCUUGCAUCUUUGCUCAUCGGAAGUCAGCAUCUGAAUGUGGCAUAUUUGCUAAUACUGAAGUGCAGUUUCCUGGGCAUCAGAAAAUUAAUCUUAAGAGAUUGAAAAGGGAGCUUGUUGAGUGUAUAUGUGGAGCUAUUAGUGAGAGUCGAAAGUAUAAAGGAUUAUGGGUGCAGUGCCACAUAUGUGAUUCUUGGCAACACGCAGAUUGUGUUGGAUAUUCACCUAAAAGAAAACGUCUAAAAUCAAGUGAAAUUUCCAACGGACAACGAUAUGAAAAUGGGUCAAUGGGUGAGUUCGAAAAGCACACAAGGAAACAAAAUAAUGCCGACAUAGUUGUGAGAGAUGGGGAACAUAUUUGCCCAUUGUGCUUGGAACUGAUACAAGCAACUGAAUCUCCUGUUGCUACUGGUGCCACGCUUAUAGUCUGCCCAGCUCCAAUAUUGCCCCAAUGGCAUGCUGAAAUUAUACGUCAUACACAUCCAGGUUCCUUAAAAACUUGUAUCUAUGAAGGCGUGAAAAUCACUCCUCUUUCAAAUACAUCUGUAGCAGAUAUCAGUGAGCUUGUUGGUGCAGACAUUGUGUUAACCACAUAUGAUGUGCUUAAGGAAGAUCUAUCACAUGACUCUGAUAGGCAUGAAGGUGAUCGGCGCUUAAUGAGAUUCCAGAAGAGGUAUCCCGUUGUUCCAACUCCUCUGACCAGAAUAUUCUGGUGGAGGAUUUGUUUGGAUGAGGCUCAAAUGGUGGAGUGCAAUGCUGCUGCUGCCACGGAAAUGGCUCUUCGGUUACAUGCUAAGCAUCGUUGGUGCAUUACAGGGACUCCUAUACAACGCAAACUGGACGACUUAUUUGGACUUCUACGAUUUCUUAAAGCAAGUCCUUUUGAUGUUUCUAGGUGGUGGAUGGAAGUUAUACGAGAUCCUUAUGAGGUUUCUAACGCACUUAGAGACAGAAAAGAUCAACAUACAGUUUGGUGGUUGGAAGUACUUCAUCAGGCCGAGCAAAACAAGGACUUCUCAAGCGAGUUGCUCAGAAAGAUUGAAUAAGCCAUCUCGGGAAAACUAAAUAAUUCAAGGUCAUCAAGAAUUGCAUCCCGAUUUUAAAGCAUAAGUUCUCUAAAGUAUCAUAUCCAGACUGGUUUGGAUCUACUGGAAGCAUCUAGGAAAGUGUUACUUGAUCGACUUCUGGAAAUUGAUCAUA